AUGACCCAACACCGCCAAGCCCAAGCCCAGGCCCAACCCCACCGCCGCUCCACCUGUCACCGUCACCCCACCACACCCAUCACCGGAUUCUGCGCCCCUUGCCUCAGCGAACGCCUCGCCGGCCUCGACUCCUCCUCCCCUUCCGCCGCCGUUGCUCCCCAGAACGCGCAUUCCGGGUCUUCGGAGCUCCGGCGCAGCAAAUCGUGCUGCGGGACCCGACCCGAGUCGUCGGCCUACCCGCCGGAGCCUCCUCGGCGCAAGUCGUGCGACGUCAGGAACCGGAACACUCUCUCGGAGCUCUUCAACAUCGAUGACCACCGGAAGGGCCUGCCCAGAAGGUUCGAGAUCGAUUCCAGCGGCCAAGGUUUCGAAUUGAAAGAAGAGCCGGAGGAGGAGCACAAUGGGGAUGAAACCAGGGCUUCGGACGCGGAGUUCAAGACGAUGAAGGAGCUGAUAGAUCUCGAGUUGCAGAGGAAGAAGGGCAACGGUCGAGAUUUGAGAGAAAUCGCAGGGACAUUUUGGGAAACUGCCUCGAACAAAGUGAGGCAAUGGCGCCGGAAGCAGAAGCCCAAGAAGCUCGAAAGCGAGGGUUUGGGGUCGGAGAAGCGAAGCGCGAGGCGUGGGUUGAGGGAGACCCAAUCGGAGGUGGGAGAGUACGCAUUGGGCCGGAGAUCGUGCGAUACGGAUCUGGAUCCGGGUCGGAUGUCGUUGGAUGAGCCUCGGGCUUCGUGGGACGGGUACAUGAGCUCGAGAGCGUACCCAAGGAUGACUCCGAUGGUUUCGGUGGUGGAGGAUGUGAAAAUGAGUGAGGAGGAGGGUUUGGAGAACUUGGAGAGGAGUCCCGGGGGGUCGGCUCAGACUAAAGACUACUACUUUUCGCAGACGAGGCGGCGCCGGAGCUUUGAGAGGUCGAGUGCUUGUGCUCAUAGUAGCAAAGGGGUAAUGCCGGCGCAGGUGGAUGAGUUGAAGCUGGUGUCGAAUGGCGCUACGGAGUUGUUCUAUGGGGCGAAGCUGCUGAUUACGGAGAAGGAAUUGAUGGAGUCGAGUUCUUCGAAUUCAAAGUCUGUGGAAGAGGAUGGUGUGGUGGGGGUGGUGGUGUUGGCAGCAUUGAAGAAGCCGCAGAAAUGGCACAAGAGGUGGAAGUUCUGGGGUUUGAUGCAGAGGAAAAGCCAGGCGAAACAUGGUGGUGGUGCUCAAGAAGAGUCUUGGAAAAAGCUGAGGAGGGUUGCUAAUGGAGAAGCCAAUAAUGCCUCUGUGAGCCAGAAGCUGAUUCGAAGCUACAGUGUCAGCUGCAGAAACUCCUGCAAAAUGGUGGGUUUGUUUAGUAAUGUGAGCACUGUAGAGAGCAAAGGCAAUGGCUUGAAGACGUUGCAUAGGAACCGGAGCGCACGUUACUCACCGAGUAAUCUUGAUCACGGCCUCUUGAGGUUUUACUUGACGCCGUUGAGGAGUUAUAGGAGGAGCGAAUCGUGGAAGAGUAGGCUGCCAAACAACAACUCCCCGCAGACUUUGGCCAAGAAUGUGUUGUAA
This is a messenger RNA of Rosa chinensis, 1530 nucleotides long. RefSeq names its product protein OCTOPUS. Lineage: Eukaryota; Viridiplantae; Streptophyta; Magnoliopsida; Rosales; Rosaceae. The record is from RefSeq and is a predicted model, not a curated record. Bases 1 to 1530 code for a protein of 509 amino acids. The transcript has 2 exons.